This is a messenger RNA of Rhinichthys klamathensis goyatoka, 503 nucleotides long. RefSeq lists its product as uncharacterized. NCBI's taxonomy places the organism in Eukaryota, Metazoa, Chordata, Actinopteri, Cypriniformes, Leuciscidae. The record is from RefSeq and is a predicted model, not a curated record. Gene Ontology annotation, biological process: signal transduction. Gene Ontology annotation, molecular function: protein binding. The transcript has 3 exons. The coding region runs from base 84 to 503 and encodes 139 amino acids.
UGGUACUGUUCUGAUACACUUUGCAUUGUAGCACUUGCUUCUUGCCUGUGGAACCAACUAGAAUCCUUGUAUAAGUGGAUAAAAUGCCAAACAAAGCACAAGAGGAUGCUGUGAUCAAUAUGAAAUCCGUGCAGGAGAUUGCUAAGCAGUUGGGGUUUGAAUGGAACGUUCUAGCAUUUGAACUUGGAUUCACCAGAAAUGAAGUGAGACAGUUUCAUGCAACAUCUAAAGAAAAGAGGGUCCAGGCUCAGAGAAUGCUGGAAUCAUGGUAUGAGCGUUCCUGGGACAAACCGAACAAAACCAAGCUUCUGCAGGACGGUCUUGAGCGUGCGGGCCGUCGGGACCUGGCUGAGAGACUGCGCUGCCUGCACUGGGGUCACCAAAAGCUCAGCCGCAGAGUCGAGCUGCCCUCGGCCUUUCCCUUCAUCAUUACCGUCCAUAAGACCAUAGACAACAAAGAUGCCCUGAGAAGGAUAAAUGUGCUUAAUCGCAGUUAUAACUAA